Colletotrichum godetiae is the source of this 2157-nucleotide messenger RNA. RefSeq lists its product as uncharacterized. The transcript has 7 exons. The record is from RefSeq and is a predicted model, not a curated record. The coding region runs from base 287 to 1861 and encodes 524 amino acids. NCBI's taxonomy places the organism in Eukaryota, Fungi, Ascomycota, Sordariomycetes, Glomerellales, Glomerellaceae.
UCCAUUUUCCAUAAAGCAGGGCGAACAGCCAGGAGACUAUUGGCCAGCCUGGUACAAAUCACAAAAAAAGUUGUGCUACCACAUGGCAGCCUGCAGGAAUCAUGGGUGGCGGAGCCUGCAGCAGGUGCAGGUUUGCGGUGUUCCUUUUUCCAAGUGUCACCUUGACGUAGGCUGUGCCACCCAUAACUGCGACAAAUCAUCCUACUUGCCGAGGAGCACGGGAUGAGUGAUAAGCUGCUAUUACGGUGCAGAGUUUCUAUCCCCAAACUUUUCUGGCAACUUGGAAAUGCAACGUGAACCGAAGCUCCUACAUCUCACAUCCAUUUCGGUCAUGGACUGGGCAUCAGAUGACAGUAGCUUGAACAAAGCUGACCUUGAGAAAGUUUUCCGAUAUAGGCCACAGAAAACGACAGUGGUCAAGAUCCUGACCAAUCAACACGGUCCAGUGCUAUGGUCUAAUGAGACCCCAGCAGAGUGGCAGUCGUGGCUUGAGAAUUGCACUCCUUCAAUCUAUAAGGAUUCGGGUCUCGUUCUAAUAAUUGCCAGAAAACCAGGCACAGCUACGAAAUGCUUUGGAGGUGUAGGUAGAAGCCUUCCUAGUUUGCAGUCCCUAGGUUCGAAUCACGAAGCCUUUGCUGAGAAAGUUCCAUCCUUCGGAUCUCUUGACAAAGAAGCAUUGCCAACCAGUCAUGGUAUUUCAGAUGGCGAAAACCAGGUCGAUCUUCCAGAUGUUCCCAAAGGCGCGAAGAGGGAAGUGCGCGAACUGCCGUUUGAUCAGAAUACAUUCAGAGAUAUUUGCGACAGAUUCUUCGUACAUUCUUCCAUAGCGCGUGUUAUCAGCCGGGCAGAUGUUCCUGUCUUUUCCAGGUCUUAUGUCACCAUGAAACUCGGAGAUUCGGACUCAGUUGGCCACUCUGCCAUAGUAUAUAACUGCAGGUCAUCUAAUACGUGGGCUGAAGACAUGGCUUUGACAGCCACCCACUUUCCCCAGAGCAAUUUGACCUUUGCGGUACUGUUUGGAUGCAAUGCAGAGGUCGAACGCAACGUAAUCAACCGAUUAAGUCGAGCAACGGACCACGCAUCAUUUCCUUUACUUCUGCCAGGGAUAUUCGCAGAGCUUGAAAGAGACCGGAUGGCGAAGGUCGUCACAGAAACGGUUAAUGCCAUCGAAGGAGCCAUCUUCGAGCUUGGCACCGGAAACCCGGUCGAAGGCGAGGAGGUUUUAGAAGAGGAUAAGAUUGAUAUGAGACAUUCUCGAAGGUCUGCGUGGCUGAAUACAACAUUCCUUCGGAACAGCCUAAGAGCAUGGAAGGGUCAACUUCGAAAGAUGGCAGAUCAUGUUAUUGAAGUAUCUAGUCUUCACCAGGGGCAGCUGCUUGGUGGAGCCUACGGAAAGCCCAGGGGCGAGGAAGAGCAUGAAAAGAACGAGUUGGCGAUGAAUAGGACGGGGUCAAUGAUCCACGAUAGACUCCAUGUUCUCAUGGAAGACUUCGAAGAUAGGAUUCAAGAAUGUACGAUGAGCGUUGAGGGAAUGACUAUUGCCACACAAUGGGCUCAAGGAGACACCAAUGUGGAUAUUGCAACAGCUAGUGGACGGGAUUCGAGGCAAAUGCGGUCCAUUGCUCUACUAACAAUGAUCUUCCUUCCGGGCACAUUCUUCGCAACUUUGUUCUCCAUGACAUUUUUCAACUGGUAUCCAAAUGAUUCUCAAACAUCCGUCGUAUCAGGCUAUAUCUGGAUCUACUUUCUUGUCACUGGUGUCUUCACUGCAUCCACCCUUCUUCUCUGGUGGUAUUUCCUUUCUUCUCGCCGGAAGAAGUAUAGAAGUUGUAGUUUUGCUACAUAUCUUCUGAGAGUAUGAGCUACCUAGCUACUUCUGAGAAACUUAGACAAUCAUUAGCCUGAUGUCAGGUGUUCCUUCAUAACAUUGUUUUCUGCACUCGAAAGCCAAUUAACAUGGCCACUAGUCUAUGUGCAGCUCUUUUGUCGCACUUUAUGACUUUAUGAUGCUGCUGUAACGCAUCCACUGUUUGUAUUUAAAGGUUGAGUAUAUUAAGAUCUUAUGACCCUGAGAUCUCAAUGUUCAUCUCAUGUGACGACAUGAAUGUUUUACAGCAACUGGUAAGGGCGGAUGUAGUCCACAGACUCAUAAUGAAG